Molecule: messenger RNA, 4240 nt
Organism: Doryrhamphus excisus (bluestripe pipefish)
Lineage: Eukaryota; Metazoa; Chordata; Actinopteri; Syngnathiformes; Syngnathidae
Gene: cog4
Product: component of oligomeric golgi complex 4
Biological process (GO): retrograde vesicle-mediated transport, Golgi to endoplasmic reticulum; Golgi organization
Cellular component (GO): COG complex
Source: RefSeq, a predicted model, not a curated record
UAAAUAUAGUUCUAAUUUCCUCGACAGCCAAGCAUCAGCAAAUGCACCAGAUAUUUUAAGUUCGAACAAAUCAAAUUGUAAAAGAGUAGUGCCUAACAGACUACAACCAGGGAAUAUUAUUUGUGUCAACCAGCGGGAAGAUGGCUAACAGCGGGUCGGUCGCGAUGAAAAGAUGCGACUCUAGUCAUCUAUCCUCUGUGAGCAUGGACACUAUCUCGACGCUCACGGAGCUGGAAGACCUGGAGAGAGUUUAUCAGCAGCUUUGUGUUGAGGAGAAAACAGUGGAGGCUGAGCUGGACCAGCUGGUGAGCCAGGAGGGAACUAUUCACACAAAAAUGUUGUCCCUCCAAAGAAUGGGGCCCAACCUACAAUUGAUCGGAGGAGAUGCCAGCCAGCUGUCAGGCAUGAUUACAUUUACCUGCAGCCUUGCAGAGAAUGUCAGCCGCAAAGUCAGACAGUUGGAUCUAGCAAAGACACGGCUAUAUAAAGUCAUCCAGCGUGCUGAUGACAUCCUUGAUUUAAAGUUCUGUACGGACGGCGUGCAGACAGCUCUGCAUAAUGAAGAUUAUGAACAGGCAGCUGCUCAUAUCCACCGAUACCUUUCUCUUGACCAGUCAGUCAUUGAACUGAGCAGACAGGGAGAAGAAAGCAGUACUGUGGAUGCCAGUCUGUUACUGCUGCAGGAGGCUGAGCAGAAACUAAAGGUCAUUGUCGCUAAGAAGUUGGAUGAAGCUGUGUCUGCAGUGGACCUGGCGCAGGUGGAAAGGUUUUUCAAGAUCUUUCCUCUGUUGGGCCUCCAUCAGCAGGGCCUUGCCCGCUUUGGACAAUAUCUCUGCAGUCAGCUCGCCUCCAAAGCUGAAGAGAACCUGCUGUUAGCAACUGGAGGAGACCUGGGUGACAAAAGAGCUCCACUCAUAUUUGCUGAUACCCUGACACUUUUACUUGAAGGCAUCGCUCGUGUUGUUGAGACCCAUCAACCCAUCGUAGAGACCUAUUACGGUCCAGGCCACCUGUACACUCUCAUUACUCAUCUACAGCAGGAAUGUGACCAGCAGGCACAGAAGAUCGUGGACAAGUUCAUUCAGCAGCGAGGAUACCUCAACAAGUUUCAGGUUGUCCAGAGCAGCAUGAUGAAGAGCGUACCUGGGGAGGGGAUUGAGCCCAGAGAGCUUGACCCUGUAUUGGCAGAAGUCACUUUAAUGAAUGCCCGGGCGGAGCUCUACCUGCGUUUUUUGCGUCGGCGUAUGUUGGCUGACUUUGAAGUUGGCGAUGCUCAGAGCAUUACACCGGAACAUCAUCAGAAUGUGGAGAAGCUGCUAAAGCAUUGCGUGCUGAGCAGGACCAUGCAGGAGUUGAUUGGCUACUACAUACCAAUGGAGGAAUACUACAUGCGGGAGUCUGUCAACAAGGCUGUUACAAUGGAUACCUAUGAGAAGGGUCAGCUGACUUCCAGUAUGGUGGAUGAUUGUUUCUACAUUGUAAAGAAGUGCAUCAGUCGCGCUCUGUCCAGCUCCAGCAUCGACUGCCUAUGUGCAAUGAUCAACCAUGCCAACUCAGUGCUGGAGUCCGACUUUAGGGAAGUGCUGUACAACAAGCUGCGGCAGGGCUUCCCUGCUACCACGCUGCAGGACAUCCAGCGUGGUGUCAGUAGUGCCGUCAGCUUGAUGCAGAGCAGCUUGCAGCAAGGAAAGUUCAACACUGAGUUCAACAUAGAGAGCACUGAAAAUGCCAAGGCUGCCUUUUUGGUGACUCUCAACAAUGCCGAGGUGUGCAGUGAGAACAUCUCCACUUUGAAGAGGAACCUUGAAAACGACUGCUCCAAGCUGUUCAGUCAGGGGACUGGUUCCGGUGAACACGCCAAGAUUGAAAGCUGUUUGUCCGACCUUGUCAACACAUCCACAAAGUUCAAGGACCUUUUGCAGGAAGGCCUGACUGAGUUGAACACAACUGCCAUCAAACCCCAAGUCAAACCCUGGAUCAGUUGCUUCCUGUCCAUCUCACAUAACAUAGAAGAGGAGGAAUUUAAUGAUUAUGAAGCAAACGACCCCUGGGUGCAGCAGCUCAUCGUCAACUUGGAGCAGCUGAUGGCAGAGUUCAAGACAGCCCUCUCUCCUGUUAUCUACGACACACUGACGAGCCUGAUGACCAGCCUCAUAUCCAUCGAGAUGGAGAAGACGGUUCUCAAGUGCUCAUUCAGCAGGCUUGGUGGGCUGCAGUUUGAUAAAGAGCUCCGUUCCCUUGUGGCGUAUCUCACCACCGUGACCACCUGGACCAUCAGGGACAAGUUUGCUCGUCUCACACAAAUGGCCACCGUCCUCAACCUGGAACGGGUAACUGAGAUCUUGGACUACUGGGGACCAAACUCAGGCCCCCUGACGUGGCGUUUGACCCCAGCAGAGGUGCGUCAGGUUCUCGCUCUACGUGUUGACUUCAGAAGCGAGGAUAUCAAGAGGCUGCGAUUGUGACAUGCCGCUUCCUCAAGAGAUAUUGAGCCUGAACUACAUGUGAGCGAGCAUUGUUAAAUAUGAGAAUGUGUAAUUAAAAGGUCUUUAAUUGCGGUAGUUCCAGCCUUCUAACCUGUAAUGGUGAGAAAGGAGGACACCCUACGACAGAGGAGCAGAGCGGUAAUGAACAUCAUAGCUAUUAAAAUGACAGAAGCAGGUCAGACAGCUGAUCCCGCCUAGUCAUUCAAUAAAGGAAUGGCUGCUCGUCUGUGAGGAUGAAACACUUUUAACCUAAUAAAUCGAGACCCACUAGCGCCACAUUUUUCACGUUCAUCCUGAUUGGAUAAAAACGUUUCACCACAGAGCGCUGCCACGCAAGAGCAGUUCCCAAUCUCCCAAUGACACACAAUGGAGCUUUAAAAGGGAUCCAUUCUCAUAAUGCUCCGCCUAUUUUGGCAACUAACCUGAAUCGAGCACAGAUCAGAUUGAGGGCAUGAACACAGGAAUAGUUAGGAAAAGUGUAGCUUUAAUGUAAACACAACAUUCGAUUGGCUCAGCACAAACAUUCCACAUGAGAGCAACCAAAGAACUACAGAAUAAGAUGGGGGGGGGGUGCAGCACAAAAACAUUCACAGUAAAAAAAAUCUGGUAUAAUCGUAAUAUAUAUAUAUACAAUACGGUGCUUUUAAGGUGAGGAUGGAUAGGAUACGGGGGAUGACGUGACUGGUUGGAGUAUACAGGAAUGGGGAGGUGGAUUUUAGGGUGCACAGGUGAAAAUGGAGAGCUGUACGUUUUCUCUGUGAAAGAGUAAAGAUGGCAGAUGAAGGGGGGAUAAUGUUUUGAGCUGUCAGGGGAGGCUUAGAAUACAAUAAAGCAGUCUCCCCCUGACAGAGGCAGAGGCUGCCCCCAAAUGAUAUUGUUCUCUUUGUGCAGUGUUCUAUGUCUAAACAGAUUCACAUUGAGGGGUACAAGAUGUUAUCAGAGAGCUGCUUUACGCCCCUCUUCAUUUUUAGGACUCAAAAUGUGUAUCAAGGGAGCUCAGGAGGUAGGAGGAGGGCGUGAGGCUUCAAUCAGUAAGUAGUUGUGUGAUAGAACAUAUCCUUAGUGAUCUAUGAUAAUCAUGGUUGGCACAGAUAUGACUGCUUUUUUGUCUCCUUUUUCGUGCAAUAUGAUUGGCUGUCCCUCACACGCCACACUGAAUAAAUACUCUUUUAUGAUCAUUUAGUAAGUAAGAAGAGAAAAGGAGCGGAACAGAAGUGCCGCAGGCUACUUAAGUGGUGUGUGUCUGUGAAGGAGGGGAGAGCUUUGUCCCCUCUCAACGGUCAAAUAAGCCUCCUGCUUCCCUACAAGAACAGCACCUCCCCAGUAUUAUCGUUACCGUCAUCAUGCAGCACAAGCACCACAGGCUCAAGGCUUGCGCGUAGAAGCCAAAUGGAGGAAUUUCUGCACUGCACUUUUUCCAAAAAAAGGCGCCAACUGAAUACCACUCUGGUGCCAGCCGUCCUCAACAAAUCAUAAAAUAAAAAAUAAAAAAACAUCCAAGACAAAACGGGUUGUGUAUUGAAAUGAAAAAGGAGGGAGGGGACAGAUCAUGACAUGUAUCCAACGUGAUGUCUGGCGGCAGCUCUUUGGGUCCAUUUGGACGUGUAGAAUUACAUAUUUUUUGUGUUUUUAAGUAUCAUGAAAAUUAUCAUUAACACCUCACACUCUCCAUGACAACAGCUGUGCUUGAGGCCUCAGUAUAAGCCACAGCCUCUCAGGUUGUUUGCGAUAAUGAUGUCAGUGACGGCAUCAAA